Solea senegalensis (Senegalese sole) is the source of this 5913-nucleotide messenger RNA. RefSeq names its product transmembrane and coiled-coil domains 4 (gene tmco4). Bases 39 to 2042 code for a protein of 667 amino acids. The record is from RefSeq and is a predicted model, not a curated record. NCBI's taxonomy places the organism in Eukaryota, Metazoa, Chordata, Actinopteri, Pleuronectiformes, Soleidae. The transcript is spliced from 14 exons.
AACUUUAGUUUGCAGAGUUGUUUUGACGUCUAAUAAUCAUGGAGGAUAAACAGUGCAGUUCGGACAGCAAUUUUGCCCCAGACCCAGGGGGAGCAAGAACAACACAAGCUACUCCAUGUGACCAGUCCUCAGAGAAAAUGAUUGGCAGACAGCUGACUGAACAGGGCCGCUUUGCUUAUGCUGCACUGUGUGGUGUCUCUCUGGGACAGUUGUUUACAGGACCUGAAAACAGUGUGUUCAGGGAACAGUAUCUGCAAGGAUUGGUCCGCUGGCUGGACCUGGAUGAGUCUGUGAUGCCAGUCAUGGGCGCGUUCCUGUCAGGCCUGGGCUUUGAGGGCUCUGACACCUUCCUCUCCACCUUACAGGCUGAAUCUUUGCUGGCUGCAGGGCCCAUCCCCAUCAUGCAGGAUCUGGUGUCUUUCUCUGUCGAAGAUGGCCAAUAUGAUGCCAGAUCCCGGGUUCUCAUCCGUCAUGUCAGCUGUCUGCUCCGUGUUUCUCCACAGCAGCUGGAGGAGUUUGAGGAAACACUGGGAGAGAGUCUGAGGGAAGCAGGAGAGGAGAGCGAAGAGGAGUCCUCUCGGCGGCGGAGAAGAGAAAGAGGACGGAAGUUACGGCGCUACUUCCUAAUUGGAUUAGCCACCGUGGGCGGAGGAACUGUGAUUGGUGUGACAGGUGGGCUGGCAGCCCCUCUGGUGGCAGCAGGAGCUGGUGCUGUGCUCGGGGCUGGUGGAGCUGCUGCUUUGGGUUCAGCCACUGGAAUUGCAAUCAUGGCCUCUCUAUUUGGAGCAGCAGGAGCUGGAUUGACUGGCUAUAAGAUGAAGAAAUGUGUUGGAGCUAUAGAAGAAUUUGAAUUCCUGCCACUAAGCUCUGGAAAACACCUUCACCUGACCAUUGCAGUGACAGGUUGGCUCUGCAGUGGUAAAUAUAGUUCGUUCCAGGCCCCGUGGUGCAGCCUGGGUGAAUGUGGGGAGCAGUACUGCCUGGUGUGGGAGUCACGUUUUCUCAGGGACCUGGGCUCAGCCAUGGCUUCUCUGCUGGAUGGACUGGUCAGCAUUGUGGCUCAGGAAGCCCUCAAGUACACAGUGCUCUCAGGCAUUGUGACGGCUCUGACGUGGCCCGCGUCCUUACUGACAGCUGCCAGUGUCAUUGAUCACCCGUGGUGUGUUUGUCUGAACCGCUCAGCUGAGGUGGGGAAACACCUGGCUCAGGUUUUGAGGAGUAGACAGCAGGGGAAGCGCCCUGUUAGCCUCAUAGGUUUCAGCCUUGGAGCCAGAGUUAUCUACUACUGUCUUCAGGAACUAGCCAAAGACCAAGGCAGUGAAGGAGUAGUGGAGGACGUGGUCCUCUUGGGAGCCCCGGUGGACGGCUCUGAAAAAGCCUGGAAGAGAAUGACCGGGGUGGUGGCUGGAAAAAUAGUAAAUGGAUACUGCAGAGGGGACUGGCUCCUGGGGUUCUUGUACCGCAGUUCGGCAGCACAACUCUCUGUUGCUGGGCUACAGCCAAUCGACAUUCAGGAUCGACGCAUAAUCAAUGUGGAUCUUUCUUCUGUGGUUAAAGGUCACUUGGACUACAUGCGUCAGAUGGACACCAUCUUGGUUGCAGUAGGAGUUCCCACCAAAGAAGUACCUGGAGCAUUGUUUGCUCUUCCUCAGUCUGUACAAUUUACAAAGGAGACAGCGGCCGUCUCGGAGCAAGCCCUCAGUGAGCACCAAGUGACUGAGACACAAAACGCGGCUGAGACUGGAGAGGCAGUGGAGGUGGAGGAGAAUGAGGAGCCGGGUGAUGGGUGGGAUAUUCCCGAUAUCUCGGAUCUGCUGGGUUCUUCAAAUGACACGGAAUCAGAGAAUCAAAUCACAGACAGAAACCAUUUACCACUGACAUCGGAGGACAACGACACGGGUGAUGACACAGUGUCUACUUUUAAAGCUCAGUGUGACGAUGUGGAGGAGGCCGACCAAGAUAAUGAACACGUAUCAUGGAGCUGGGAUGAUACGCACUGGAUUACAGAGCACACAAAUGAACAAAGGCAGCCAAACUUGUAAAGAGCAUGAGUGGGACCAGCUGCUUCCUUGUCAUUUCUCAUUCUCUCAAGUUUUCCCUAUCAAGCAUCAAAGCUUUGUUGGGAAAAAAAUAUUCAUUCCAUUCACAACACUCAGCCAUGCCAGAGACAGCACAAGAGUCGGUGCAUGCAUAUGGCAUCUUCAAGUGAAAAGCCCUUGAAUGAACUGCUUGUUUAACCACUAUAAGUGUCUCUAGACUCACGUCAAGUGUUACUGCGACUGAAGUAAUAUUUUCUUUAAUUUAUUUUCACUGUGAACUCACCGAGAUGUAAAUGUACCUCAUGUUUUGCAGGUUUUGAUAGAUGCAAAAUGGAUGUUAUCACAGUGAAUUCAUUUCAAUAAGAUCAUGGGCAAUCCAGCGAAUGUAUCAUGCCCAAGGUCUUUCAUUUCUAUAUUCCACCUGCAAUAAUGUGAAGCAUUGCUUACAAUGGAAUUUGCUCCUACCCCAUUCCCACUGGUCCAAAAAAAAAGGUUUUUCAUCAUUGGGAAGAUGUUUGAUCAGGAUUCACUCCAGGGUCAAAUGACAGCUUCGGUGCUAAUCUGCAUCAGAGAGAAUGUAAGACCAGGGUAAAUCAAUAAGAGCCAUGGAGUUUGUUUUCUGCUUCUGAUUCUCUCGUACGGCUGAAAACCCACCACAGAGCAGACCGGUGGGAAUGGUGUUAAUCGCCUUUAAAAAUCCUGGGUAUACCCGCUAAUUUAAGUGUAAAAAGAGGCUAUAAAGGACAGCAUUGCCCCCGUUGCAUACUAGUAUUGAUAACUGGAAAUAAACCAGGUCCAGUGUGUAAGCUUUAGGUGACAUUAUUUCCAUUUGGCAGAAAUUUAAUAUAAAAUAGUGAUACUGAUGUUUUGAUGAGUAUGAAUUGUUGUUUUUCAUGUCCCAAGAAUGAGUCUCAUGAUCAGCUCUAUAGAGGCCCCCAAGUUGGACCACUAUGUUUUUACAACAGUCCACAAUGGACUAACUAAAGACCUUUUGAGUUUUAAUGAUAACUAACGGCUACCAGAGAUUCUCCUACAUGAAAGGAAAGGAAAACAAUAAUCAGAUGGAGUGGCACUUAUUCCAUUUUGUCUCCAUAGACAUUUUUCUGAGAUGAUGAAAACCAACGUGUUCAGUUUAAUGGUUUUUUUAAAGGUUCAGUAUGUAACAGAAAAAGUGUGUCACAUAAUUAAGGUGACAUUUGCAUUCCAUAAACUGUGUUGUUCUUGUCACGUGGUCCAGUUCGGCUGGUGUAGAAACAUGGCAUAAAAGGCCUUAUGCUUGAUCAGAUCCCGUGGGUUGCAGGUCUAACUGGGAACCCCAGACUUCCCUUUCCCUGGCCACAUCAUCUAGUAGCUCUGACAUCUGAUCUUCAGGCACUCCUAUGCCAGUGAGGAGGUAUAAUCUCUCCACCUAUUCCUAGAUCGGCCUCUAGGUCUUCUCCCAGUUGGAUGUGCUCGGAACACCUCCCUAGGGAGGUGCCCUGGUCCCUGCCCGAACCACCUCAACUGGCUCCUUUUUCAUGCAAAGGAGCAACAGCUCUGCUCCAAGUCCCUCCCGGAUGGCUGAGAUACUCACUCUAUCUCUAAGGGAGACCCCAGCCACUCUUAUGAGAAAUUUCGGUCGCUUGUACCCACAAUUUUGUUCUUGUGGUCAUGACCCAUCACUCAUGACCACAGGUGAGGGUAGGAAUGAAGAUCGUCCAGUAGAUCGAGGGCUUUGCCUUUCCGCUCAGCUCCCUUUUUGUCACAACAGUGCGGUAGAGCGAACACAGCACCACUCCCGCUGCUCUGAUUCUCUGGCCAAUCUCACACUCCAUUGUUCCCUCUCUCGUGAAGACCCCAUAAUGCUUAAACUCCUUCACUUGGGGUAAAUACUCAUUCCCCACCCGGAUCCGUUUCCUACUGAGAAUCGGAGGCUCAUUCUAAGACCAUAAAAAGUGAUAUCCGAAAAUUCUUAUGGAUAUUAUGUGGUCAUUUCUGCGAGUAAACACUGGGCCUUUAAAUUUAACAUCUGGUUAAUCAUUAACUCAUGAUGAGUAAAUCAUGAAUCAUCAUGAACUUUAUUUAGUGUCAAAUUCUUCUGUGUUAGCUGACUUUUGUAAUUGCUAUUCAGUCCAGGUUGUCAACCUGAUUGGGGAGAAGCAAGGGCAACUCAAUCCCAGCGUGAUCAGCAUCAAACAGGUUGACGGCGUCCGUGGCGGUGGCCGGGGCGUGAGUGGGGUCAGAGGGCAGCGGAGACGGGGAGUUGCUGGCAAUGUUGGGCUCUCCCGAGUUGCGCAGAGAGAGGGACAGAGCCGGGGAGGGUCUUCUUGGUGACUGUGAGGAACAGCAGGGCAAGAGCUUUGCCAGAGCUCGCUUGAAGUCUCUCAUGAACAGCGGGUAGAUGAUUGGGUUCAUGGUGCUGUUGCAGUAACCCAGCCAGGUGAUGGCGUCAAAGAGCGCCAGGGGCACGCACUCGCACACCGCCUGAAUGAAGACGGUGAAAAGGAGGGAAAAUGAGUUCAUUUAUGCCAAGGUGUAAAUAAUAAUGAAAAAUGGAAGCACAUGUAUGUGCAUAUGCAUGUGGGUGGUGCAACACUGUCCUCGUGUGUUUUUCUGUAAUGUGCCAAGAAAUCUUACAAUGGGCUAAAAAAAAAGGAAAAGAGGAAGAAAAUCAAGGUCAAGGACACUUUAAAUUGUCAAAGACAAUUAAAACUUGAAGGAACUCGUUUGAUUAAUUAUAUUCAGGGAUCUUUGAGAGCAUAUGAUCUCCACGAUAUAAUGCGCAUUUAACGUCUCGCAUUUGACUUUUAAAAACACUGAACUUGAACCAGGUCUGUAGAGGGACACUGAAGGAGGAGACAGCUGUUAAAGGAGAGCUUCCAGUACUACCAUGAUGAGACGGGGAGGCGGUGGGAAUAGGACCGAAAGGAGGGGUGAGAUUCACACACCACAUUGAGUGUGAAAAGGAAGGAGAGCACAAACACAGUCAAGUGUCUGUGCUCCAUGUUAUGCAGGGGAGAAGCGAGAGGGCACAGAUGGGAAAUCAAAAUGACUGGAUCAUUGAAAGCUUGAAAAACAGGGCAAGUGUCAUUACCAAUUUAGAUUAAAUUGUUUUCCUGUUUGUUCACUGAGUAGGACGUGUGUGUGUGGGUGCAAACGCGCACAUGUUCAGUCUUAUCAAAUCAAAAUCAACAACUCACAAAAAAAUCAUUAUAAAUGGAACUUCUGCAUGUUUUUGUUGAGCAGGCUUUGGAAUGAGUCAGCCAUACGAAGAUGAAAUGCCAGUUUGUUUCAUCGCUGGAUAACUUGGCAGAGCUGUGACGCCAAACAUGGCCAAGAAAAAAAUAGAUCUGUAACCAAGUGUCCCCCCCCUUCAUUUCUUUUGCAUUUAUUUCACACUGUUGGUGCUCACAUUUAUUUGUGAGAAAAGCUCUGAAACACUGAGAUACUAUAUGAGCCAGGAAAGCAAUUAAAAAAAAAAAAAACGAAUGAGAGGAAUUGCUUUAACCUUUUGGCUCCUUGUUUGACUUAUUUUUGUAUGUUUUUCGUAUCCAUGAUUUGUUUGAUGUGUUACUUCCGUGUCAUAAUCUGUGCUGACCUGAGCCAUGUUGGUGAUAAAAAACGGAAGCCAAGCACUGAAGAAGAGUCCCAGGAGGACUCCCAGUGUCAGACUGGCCUUGAGUGCCCUCCGACCCUGUCUGUGAGCCAGACGACGCUCACUGUUCACUGACAGCUGUAAACAGAGGAGAGGAAGAAGAAGAGUUGUGAUUGAUUAUAUUCAUGUGAAUUUCAGAUACACUGGUUACUUUGGAAAAGCAAAUUAGAAUGUUUCUCCUGGUUUCUGUUGGCUAUUGGUUUUGUUUAGCAUAAAUAUAUAAAAGUGCAGGAAAACAGC